CUUCUAUGUCUUCAUCGUCUUCGUCCGAGUGGUAUUCAUCAUCUUCGGAAGAGGAUGUUAUUAUGCACAACAUGAUUAUGAACGCGGCUCAGGUGUUCAUGUCGGCCGCUGAAGGGUCGUCCCAACCGCUAACCAGACGAGCAAAAUAUAAUCGAGACCAAGAAGCCGGCCACGAUAAACUAGUAGCCGAUUAUUUUGCCGACGAACCCGUGUACCCAGCCGAGAUUUUUCGACGUCGUUUCCGCAUGAGUCGUCAACUGUUCUUACGUAUUGCAGGCGACAUGGCCCAGUCUGAUCCGUUUUUUACAUUGCGAAACGAUGCUAGAGGGCAAAGGGGGUUCAGCAAUUUACAAAAAUUUAUUGAUUGA
Helianthus annuus (common sunflower) is the source of this 368-nucleotide messenger RNA. RefSeq lists its product as uncharacterized. NCBI's taxonomy places the organism in Eukaryota, Viridiplantae, Streptophyta, Magnoliopsida, Asterales, Asteraceae. Bases 6 to 368 code for a protein of 120 amino acids. The transcript is spliced from 3 exons. The record is from RefSeq and is a predicted model, not a curated record.